AUGCAAAUCAAGGAAGCCUGUGGCUGGCCAGGGAAACGGACAGCCGAGCGCUCUGGGGUGCAGCGCGCAGAUACAAGCAGUGCCUCAGACCCCGGUGCUGACACAGGGUUCUUCAGCCAGCACUCAGCACGCACCAGGGGCUCCGCCGGCGUGGAUGUACACACUGCAGCCACAGUCGUCCUAGACUCUGCCGCUGUGCAUAAGGCUCCUCUGGAUGCCUUUGGACCUUUGGGCCAGGGGCUGAGUGCACUGCUCGUGGGACAAUCUAGUGCCACUCUCCAGGGAACCUUUGUGCACCCGGGAGUCAUUGAUGCAGAUUUCACAGGUCAAAUCCGUGCUAUGGUUUCCAUCCCUUCUCCUCCUGUCACUAUUCCCGCAGGAACGCGCAUCGCUCAGCUCGUGCCUUUCCGUUCCUGUGUUCUAGGGCUGAUCAGCGAGAUCGAAAGGACGGUGGUUUUGGAUCUACAGGACUGCCACAGGUCUAUUGGACCAUGA
Molecule: messenger RNA, 495 nt
Organism: Catharus ustulatus (Swainson's thrush)
Lineage: Eukaryota; Metazoa; Chordata; Aves; Passeriformes; Turdidae
Product: deoxyuridine 5'-triphosphate nucleotidohydrolase-like
Exons: 1
Coding region: 1-495 (164 amino acids)
Source: RefSeq, a predicted model, not a curated record